This is a messenger RNA of Varroa destructor (honeybee mite), 557 nucleotides long. RefSeq lists its product as uncharacterized. NCBI's taxonomy places the organism in Eukaryota, Metazoa, Arthropoda, Arachnida, Mesostigmata, Varroidae. The record is from RefSeq and is a predicted model, not a curated record.
CUGACCCGCAAGUUCCAUAAAAUGUUUCCACUUGUCCAUAAACCAUUUUACGAGCAAUUUCACCUCAGUCCUAUAGAAUCUGCGUUGACACAUCGAAGGUCUAAACCGCUUUCUUCAUCAGUUUACAGCCUGGAGCCAUUAACGGUGUUGGUUGAUUGUUUUUUGGCCAAACUACCUUCAGAGUUCGCAACGGAGUUUGCCUCAACUAUUAAGGAACUCUUCGGAGGUCUAUCCGUGGCCGAGGGGCUUAAACUGGUUUGUAAAAAUAACAAUGAUGAUGGCACUAUGCUGUUACAGACAUGGGUCGACGAGUUGGACGAAGAGAGGAAGCCACGUGCCCGAUUAGCUGUAUGGGAUUGUAUUGAGGCCAAUGCUGAUAUUGUCACCAGCUCGAAAUGAUCGACGAAAGAAGCAGCCAACCGUAACAAUAAUGGCAAAAUGUAAACGCAUUUUGAAUGAGCUCUGAAAUAAAAUACAAAAAAUAUAUUCUAGCUAUUAAGCUCAUAUAAAUUCACCUAUGCAUACGAGCACCUACUCACACUCCGUGUUUUACUCAA